AUGGAGCAGCAGGCCUUGGCCAGGCACCUCAACACUGUGGGUCACCUAGUUCACGGUGGAGAAAACGCCACUGACGGAAUAAACAAAGGAAACGCGGGAGCGAAACCCCGGAGGCAAGAAUCCCGCCCUACGCCCUCCACCAAAGAGCGUCUCAUCUCACACGCCUCGCCUGCAGGCCCCGCCUCGCGCAGAGCGGGCCGCCCGCCCCGCCUACGUCCUCAGGUCCGGGGUAGACAACACUGGUUGGCAAAGACUCCAGACCUCUACGAGCCCAGAUGGCUCCUCCCGUGCGCAAUGGCGCUACGGCCGGCACGCGAGGGGCGGACCACAGGCGCCGUGCGGCAGCGAGCCAAUGAACGGGCGCCAGCCUACCCGCGGCCCAAUGGCGAUGGAGCGUGGGCACGCUGGGGGCGGGCCGGGAGCGUCAGACUUUUCCAGAAGACCCGGAUAGAAGCCUCCCCGGCCACGCUGAGCCGGGGUCUGCGUACUGCUCACGCUGGUCUCGGACCUUGUUCUUCAGCUAUGGCGGCCGUGAAGACACUGAACCCCAAGGCCGAAGUGGCCCGGGCGCAGGCGGCGCUGUCGGUUAACAUCAGCGCUGCGCGGGGGCUGCAGGAAGUGCUGAGGACCAACUUGGGGCCUAAGGGCACCAUGAAGAUGCUCGUGUCCGGCUCUGGAGACGUCAAGCUGACCAAAGACGGCCACGUGCUUCUUCACGAAAUGCAAAUUCAACAUCCAACAGCCUCCUUAAUAGCAAAAGUAGCAACGGCCCAGGAUGACAUAACUGGUGAUGGUACUACCUCCAAUGUCCUCAUCAUUGGAGAGCUGCUGAAGCAGGCAGAUCUCUACAUUUCUGAGGGUCUUCAUCCUAGAAUAAUCACUGAAGGUUUUGAGGCUGCAAAGGAAAAAGCCCUUGAGUUUUUGGAACAAAUCAAAGUAAGCAGAGAG
Molecule: messenger RNA, 948 nt
Organism: Castor canadensis (American beaver)
Lineage: Eukaryota; Metazoa; Chordata; Mammalia; Rodentia; Castoridae
Source: RefSeq, a predicted model, not a curated record